AUGCAAGACGGCUCAAACACAGCGUUGGGUAAACAGAAGUCGAUUUGCUUGUUUGUGGGUAUCUUCUUCGUCUUUUCUACCAUAUCCUUGACUACUCUUUUGAAGGAUUCAUCAACUCAACCCAUUUUACAGCGAAAUGAAAUAAUGAAGGUACGUAGUCAGGCUUGGACACAGGGCAGGGCAUCAGGGCAUUAAGUAUAAUAGUACUAAUAAAUUCAUUAAACAUAAUAUAGUCACAAAUAAUGAAUUACACAACUUAAAAACAAGUUAUUUAACAUUUAAAUAUUAUUAAUAACAAAAAAAAACAACAUUUUUUAAAAAUUUUAAACAUUAAUUAUAAGUAAUAUUUCUGAAACCCUAAAUUCUCCUGUUCUCUGUAACUUCAAAUUGAUUUAGCAAGUAGCAGUAAGGUUUUGGUACUGUAUGGUACUAAUUUUUCUAAAUUUUGUUCUUUUUGACAUUGUAUGGUACUAAAUUGUACGGUCGGCGGAGACUUUAGGGUAUUCGGCGGAGGGUCGGCGGAGGCUUUAGGGAAUUCUAUUUAUUCGACCCUACCCUUGACCUUUGAGCGCUAUCCCAUCUUACCCCUGGCCUUUUUAGCCUACCCGACCCUACUCUUGACCUUUUUAAACCUAACCUACUAUACCCAUGUUGCCUAAUAUACCAUACCCUACCAUAAACUAUCCUAUCUAUCAUACCACAUCUUAAUAUAACGUAUCAUAUUAUACCAUACUAUGUCAAACUAUACUUGACUAUAUUAUACCAUUUUACUUACCUGUUCUACCAUACCCAUGGAUAGUACACGGUAGUGUUGUAUAAGAUUGAAUAAGGUAAGGUAUAGUACAGUUUGAUAUGGUAUGGUAUUGUAAGGUAUGGUAUGUUAUGGUAUGAUAGGAUAUGGUAUUGUAUAGUAUGGUAUACUAUGAUGUGGAAGGUAUGGUAUUGUAUGGUAGGGUAUUGUAGGGUUUGGUAUGGUAGAUAUGAUAGGUUAUGAUAAGGUAUGGUAUGUUAGGUAUGGUAUGCUUAGUGAGAUGGGUAUGGUAGUAACACAGGACAUCGUAUGGUAUAUUAUUAUAUUAUUAUAAUGGACGAGUAUGGUAUAGUUGUGUAAGGUAACAUAUGCAAGGGUAAAGUGGGAUAGGGUUAAACAGGUCAAGAGUAGGGUCGAGUUAAUACCCUAAACUCUUCGCCAAAUUGCCUAAAGCCUCCGCCGACCCUCCGCCAAAUACUAAAGUGUCCGCCGAAUCAAAAAGAAAAUUUUUGGAAAGAACAGGGCAUUUGCAGGGCAUUACAGGGCAUAUGGCAUGCCCUGCCCUGUUCGAAGCUAUGCCCUGCCCUGUAAAAAAAAUUCAAACCAUGCCCUAUGCCCUGCCCUGUGUCCAAGCCUGUACGUAGUACAUUUGCACACGUUCAAUCACCUUUUAUAAUGACUAUUAACUUAGCAGGCUUGGACGUAGGGCGUUGCCCCCUGUGCCCGACCCGGCCCUGGGGCCGGGGCAGGGCCCAUUUUUACGAUCAAUUACAGGGCCGGGCAGGGCCCAUGAUUCUAACCGGGCAGGGCUUGCUUCGUGCCCGGUGAUGCCCUGUAAAUGCCCGGUAAUAAUUUUUUCAUAUAUAAAAAAAAUUAAUUUAAAAUUGUUGAGUGUCUAACAAGUAAUGUUAUUUACUUACCCCACUUCACUCCUGAACAUUUUAGCUCUUUCCGACCUCAUCCCUGAUCCUUUUAUCCCUACCCGACUUCAGCCCCCCCUAUUUUAACCCUACCCAACGUCACCCCUGACCCUUUUAACCAUAUGCCACACCCCGCCAUACCCUAUCCUAUCUACCAUACCAUAACAUACUACAUAUACCAUACUGUAUCAUAUCUUACCUUAUCCAAUCUUAUACAACACUACUGUGUACUACCCAUAGGUAGGGUAGAGUAGGUAAAUAAAGCAAGAUAAAUGGUAUAAUAUAGUCAGGUAGAGUAUGGCAUGUUAUAUAUGUUAAGGCAUUGUAGGAUUUGGUAUGGUAGAUAGGAUAGCAUAUAGUAUGGUAGGGUAUUGCAGGGUCUGGUAUGAUAGAUAGGAUAAGUUAUGAUAUGGUAAUGUAAAGUAUUGUAAGGUUUGGUAUGUUUUGUUUGGUAAGAUGAGUAUGAUAUAGUAAGUAGCAUAGGGCAUGGUUCAGUACAGUAUGGAAUUUUAUGUAGGGUGGGUAUGGUAUAGUAGGGUAGGGUAAUAAAGUCAAGGGUAGGGUCUAGUAAAGCUAAACAGGUCAAAGGUAGAGUUGGAUAAAGCUAAAGAGGUCAGAAGUAAGGUUGGGUAGGCCUAAAAAGGUCAGGUGUAAGGUCGGGAAGAGCUAAAAGGAUCACGGGUGAUGUCGGAUAGGGCUAAAAGGGUCAGGGGUGAGGCCGAAUAGAUAUAAAGCAGUUUAUUUCACUUGUUAUUAGCUUUAUAAACUUAAUUUACAAAUGCCCUGUAAAACCCUGUAAAUGCCCUGCUCGACCCGGCCCUAGGGCCGGGCCGGACAGGGCCUGAAAACUAAAACCCUGCACCGGGGAGGGCCCAAGCGGGCCCGGCCCCAGGGCCGCAAAUUGGGCCCUGCCCUGCCCUACGUCCAAGCCUGCUUAUUAGUCAUUCAAAAGUACCUACUGCUUACGGUAACAGCAGGCACUCUAACUGAAGUAAAGCAGGGCUUAUACUGUAAUUUACUAUAGUAACUGAUAAAAUGUUUCCAGACGAUAGUUCACCUGGACUUGAAAGGUGCUCCCCCGAGGGUAGAAUACCUACAACAAUUCUUCCAACUCCUAUCCAGUCUAGAUGUAGAUGGCGUGCUCAUGGAGUACGAGGACAUGUUUCCUUACUCUGGUAAUCUCUCCGACCUACCACAGCCUAAUCACUACACAACUGAUGAUAUCCACAAUAUCAACAGUUUGGCUGAUCAGAAUGGACUGGAGCUAAUUCCAUUAGUGCAGACUUUUGGUCAUCUGGAGUUUGUCCUCAAACUGGACAGAUUCAAACAUCUGAGAGAGAAUCAGACGGCCAACAACACCAUCUGCCCUAGCGAUCACCAGUCGCUGGAACUCAUAGAUGAAAUGGUCAGACAGGUAUGCUUGCUAUAUUACAGUACUCCUUAAGAUAACACUGAACAAAAACAUUUUUACGUAUUUAUCAUGAACAUGUCUAGGUACUAUACAGAAUAUUGAGUAUUCCUUCCAUGUUUCAGAUCCGAGAAUUGCAUCCGAAUGCGACGACGAUCCAUCUAGGAGCAGAUGAAGCGUACCACGUAGCCGAAGACGGUCGAUGCAAAGAAGCCUUAAUAUCCCACUUCAAUGAAUCCGUAGACGAACUCAAACUCAAUCAUAUUGCAAAGUAAGCUAAGAUUCAGCUGUUUGAUAACAAAAACUCGUGUUUUAAUGACCAACUAUAAUAUUUUACUAUUGUUAUAUGAAAACACAUAAGAAAUGUCAUGAGACUACUCUGUUUAAACAUCAGCUGUUUUAGUGUGGCUCUGCUGGGAAGAAAGUACAAAUUCGAUCGUAUCUUAGUAUGGAACGACAUGUUCGGAGGAGUAAAUGCAUCUUUACUGGCCAAAUACAAGCUAGGCCAACUCGUAGAACCUGUAGUUUGGGGCUACGCAGUGGAUGUUACAGUACCCAACUACUUUCCGAAGAAAAUGUUCAAAGAAUAUUCCCAAGAGUUCAAUUCAAUUGUCUUUGGCAGUGCUUUCAAAGGUGCCAAUGGAAUCGAUCAAACCUUUUCCGAAAUACAGAGAUACGUCGCCAACCUGGGGUCGUAUCACCAGUUACAAACCAUCGAGAGUGAUGUGAGUUUAAGUUAUUACUUUUAGAAAAAAAGUAUAGUAAUAUUAUGAAAUACUGUAACUUAUCAUAUGAUAUGGUAUUUUUGCAAACGUUUUACUAUCUGUAAACCUCUUCGACUAUUAACAAUAUAAAUGUUUCAGUAUCUCUCAGACAAAGUAGGAACGAUAAUAUUGACCGGAUGGCAAAGAUUCUGGCACGGCAGCCCGUUAUGUGAACUUCUCCCAGUUGGUAUACCGUCUUUGGUAUACGAGAUGUCUUACAUCAAGAACUGGCAGAGUACUUUCCCAAAAAUCGAUAAGAAAUGGGUCGAAGUAAGUGUCUCUUAUUAGUGUGUUAUCUUUUACUGUAAUACUUUGAAAAAAACUAUGCCUUUUAGCAAAGGCAAGUAACGUUAUCCUAUAUGUUAUUACUUUUCACUGUUUUGUACAGUAUUAAAAUACAUAUUGCUUCAGCAAGUCUUGAACUGCACAAACCCACAACCAGUGACUCCAAUAAAAUACCACGGCAAUGUGUUCCACCCGCCAUUGGAAUGGAACUUCUUAAAAUGCUUUUUCCCUGGAGCCAAUCUCUACGAUCUAAUCGAGAAGUUCAGAUUCACAAGAUGGAAAGCCGCGGUUUCGAUUCCAGGAGAUGAAAGUAUCAAACGAGAACUACAAGUACUUAAAACUGAGGUAAGAUACCUCGAUGCACUAACUCAAUUCAAAAGUGCUAUCGCUAUCAAAUUUUCUGAGAAUGUUUAAGGCAUUUAUUAUAUUUUACGGUGCAUUAACCGUGAAUUACUUAUUUCAUUUUAGCUCCAAGUGGCAUUAUCAGAAAUCUACUUCGAGGACACUGUAAACGAGUUCAUUGCACAAAACUUAGAACCUGUUAUCAACUUCCAACCGGUUUUCCCAACUCAACCACAAUAA
This is a messenger RNA of Bursaphelenchus okinawaensis, 4710 nucleotides long. NCBI's taxonomy places the organism in Eukaryota, Metazoa, Nematoda, Chromadorea, Rhabditida, Aphelenchoididae. The record is from the annotation of a GenBank genome assembly.